AUGGCGUCACACAUCACCACCACUAGCAAGGCCCAGGCGGGCGUCACGCUGGCCGCAAUCCCCAAAACAAGCACAUUCACAUCAAAACUCCCGCCGGAUCCUGCAGUUGAAACUCCAACAGCAGCACACAAUGCGCCGCGAGAUGCCUUGGGGUCGUCUCGUAUGGUUAGGGAGGCCAUGUAUACCUAUGUUCGCCCGGAAAUUGUCAAAGAACCGGAGCUUCUGGGUGUUAGUCCAAGGGCGAUGGCAGAUAUUGGGCUCCAGGCAGGCGAGGAGCAGACGGAAGAUUUUCGCAGUCUGGUAGCCGGGAACAAGAUCUUUUGGAGUGAGGAAGAAGGGGGGAUAUAUCCAUGGGCGCAAUGCUACGGGGGGUGGCAAUUUGGCUCCUGGGCUGGUCAGCUCGGUGAUGGCCGUGCUAUCAGCCUUUGUGAGUUGACGAACCCGAGCACAAACUACCGCUACGAACUGCAGCUCAAGGGCGCAGGACGGACUCCAUAUUCACGGUUUGCGGAUGGCAAGGCUGUUUUACGGUCGAGUAUUCGCGAGUAUGUCGUAUCAGAAGCUCUUAAUGCCCUUGGAAUUCCAACCACCAGAGCCCUUGCUCUCACCCUACUCCCCCAUUCCCGAGUCUUGCGAGAGAGAACCGAGCCCGGUGCAAUCGUUGCACGGUUUGCCGAGAGCUGGCUGAGAAUCGGCUCAUUUGACAUUUUCCACUCUCGUAACGACCGGGACAUGAUCCGGAAACUGGCCACAUUCGUGGCAGAGGAUGUUUUUGCGGGAUGGGAGUCUCUUCCAGCGGCAGUUCGCCUGUCAGAUGACAAAGACGCUCCUACUUCUGGCGAUGCCGUGGACAGCCCGUCACGCAAAAUCCCGUCGUCCGAGAUCCAAGGCGAGCCAGGCCAGGAAGAAAACCGGUUCACGCGACUGUACCGCGAGAUUGUGCGCCGAAACGCCAAGACGGUGGCAGCCUGGCAGGCAUACGGGUUUAUGAACGGGGUUCUCAACACGGACAACACGUCUCUCUUCGGCUUGUCGCUGGACUACGGCCCAUUUGCGUUCAUGGACAACUUUGACCCUACGUACACGCCGAACCACGACGACCACUUUUUAAGAUACUCGUACAAAAACCAACCGUCGGUCAUCUGGUGGAACCUGGUACGGCUGGGCGAGUCGCUCGGCGAGCUGAUCGGGGCAGCCGAUAAAGUCGACGACGAGACGUUUAUCGCCAAGGGUGUGACGGAGGAAUUCGGCAAGGUGCUUGUUGAGCGCGCCGAGAAGAUUAUCAACCGCGUGGGCGACGAGUACAAGAUUGUAUUUUUGAACGAAUACAAACGGCUCAUGGGCCGGAGACUCGGGUUGCUCACAUACAAAGAUUCUGAUUUCGAGGUCUUGUUUUCCGAGUUGCUCGACACUAUGGAGCAACUCGAGCUUGAUUUCAAUCAUUUUUUCCGGAAGCUCUCGGAAAUCAGCCUCGCAGAGAUUGAGACUGACGAGCAGAGACUGGCCGUCUCCCGUGUGUUUUUCCACAGCGAGGGCGUCAGCGGCAUUGGUAAUACAGCAGAAAGCGCGACUAAACGCAUCGCCGCGUGGCUAGACUCGUGGCGGUUGCGAGUCGCCGAAGACUGGAAGGACGCAAACGACGACGACCGACAGAAGAGUAUGAAAGCUGUGAAUCCAAAGUUCCUCCCCCGGUCGUGGAUUCUCGAUGAACUCAUCGAGCGUGUCGAGCGCAAGGGCGAGCGCGAGGUUUUGGGUAGGGUUAUGAAUAUGGCUCUAGAUCCGUUUAGCGAUGAAUGGGGAGGAGACAAAGAGGAAGAAGAGCGGUUUUGUGGCGAUGUGCCGCGAUUCAAGCGCGCGAUGAUGUGUAGCUGUAGUUCUUGA
Talaromyces rugulosus is the source of this 1881-nucleotide messenger RNA. RefSeq lists its product as uncharacterized. Lineage: Eukaryota; Fungi; Ascomycota; Eurotiomycetes; Eurotiales; Trichocomaceae. Bases 1 to 1881 code for a protein of 626 amino acids. The transcript is spliced from 6 exons. The record is from RefSeq and is a predicted model, not a curated record.